AUGUUCGCCAAACUCAGUGCCCUUGCCCUUGCGCUCCCCAUUGCCGUUUCGGCUCUUACCCUCAACACCCCUACCAACCUGUCUUCAGGAGGUACGGCUACCAUCACCUGGACGACGACGACAGGUGAUCCCUCUACAUUCACCUUGGAAUUGGUCAACACUCUGUUCCACAACACAUUUGCCAUCGCAAACAAUGUGCAGUCCUCUUUGGGUACUUUGACCCUUGAACUACCCAUUGUACCCGUUGGUGAUGGUUAUACCAUUGAGGCAAUUGAAAAUGGUAACAUCAACGAAAUCUACGACACCACCGGUGAUUUCGCAGUCGCCUCGGCUACUGUCGCGUCUACUACGUCCACCUCGUCCGCUGCAUCAACGGCCUCUGGAUCCGUGUCUGCCACUACAACUGCCCCUGCAAGCUCUGCUACGUCUGCAUCCGCUUCUGGCACCACGACGACUGCCAGUGGUUCCGCCUCGCCGAGUAGCUUCAAUGCUGCCUCCUCUGUGAAAUUCGGAUUCAGCUCUGGAUCUGCCGCUGUUGUUCUCCUGUCCGCCGUUGUCGGAGCUGCUGCAAUCUUCUAA
This is a messenger RNA of Serpula lacrymans var. lacrymans S7.9, 579 nucleotides long. RefSeq lists its product as uncharacterized. NCBI's taxonomy places the organism in Eukaryota, Fungi, Basidiomycota, Agaricomycetes, Boletales, Serpulaceae. Bases 1 to 579 code for a protein of 192 amino acids. The transcript is spliced from 5 exons. The record is from RefSeq and is a predicted model, not a curated record.